AUGCCGACACAGACGAGAGCAUCAUCAGUUGGAGCUGCGUUGGACCCGAUGAUGAAUGAUCCGCGUCUCAGGGACGUCGAGCCGGAUGCACGAUUUGAGAAGGGUGUUGAGCACGAAGUGGAAGCCAUCGUUGGGAAGAGGAUCCACAAGGGGCGUGUCCAAUGCAAAUGCAAAUGGCGCUGGCAUCCACUCUCGAGCGCGUCAUGGGAGGACGAGAGCGACGUGCUCUGCAAACAACUUGUGCAGGACUACGAGAACCGUGACGUUGGCUCUGACCUGCGUUUCGAUGAUACGCCAUUCCCGCCGUUGUACGCCAUUGUGCGCGUGAGGCACUGCAAGGAGCUCAACCGCGAACACACCGUGAAGGUGACUAAGCUUGACAAGGAUGGCAUCCAGCUGCAUUACCUGAAGGAGCCGACACGCACAAAGCGGUCAAAGAAGGAGAGCCUCGUGGGCAUGAAGAGUGCCAUAUCGCUGGCCGACUUCCUUCGUUUUUACCAAUGGGAGCGAGAGAGGGAUGAGAACGAGGACGAACAGGGAGUGGAAGGCUGAACGACAGGCCGCCGCUGCACUGGUUCUUUGCUGAAAGUGCUGUUUUCCUCUGGGGGCCUGCCCCCCGCUGCAUGCGCAUGUAGUUUACAUGCGGAUAGGAUUUCUGUGGCUGCUUUCGCCAGAGACGAGGACUCCCAUGCCUAGAAAGGGUGCUGCUCAGCAGCCGGUUUUCAUCUCCAACCACCAGAACACUGAGGGACGGUCAUUGAUGGGUUGGGCCGUACCGAAGGCGAGGCAGACAAGGAGUUUUUGCUACUGACUGUAGGUUUUCUCCUUCCUUGUCGUGUAUUGUAAUGUAUUUACUGUGUAUUUUCAUCAGAGAGGCAUUGAUGUGUCAUCCUCGUAGAUAGGACGGGUGCUGCUCGGA
Messenger RNA from Vitrella brassicaformis, 919 nucleotides. The record is from the annotation of a GenBank genome assembly. NCBI's taxonomy places the organism in Eukaryota, Vitrellaceae.